AUGUCAGCACCAGCUCAAAACUACAAAGUCUCUGACAUUUCCCUAGCCGCUUUCGGUAGAAAGGAAAUUGAAUUAGCCGAACAUGAAAUGCCAGGUCUAAUGGCUAUCAGAAAAGCGUAUGCUGACGUGCAACCAUUGAAAGGCGCCCGUAUUGCAGGUUGUUUACACAUGACUAUUCAAACUGCCGUUUUGAUCGAGACUUUAGUCGCCUUAGGUGCUGAAGUCACCUGGACUUCUUGUAACAUUUACUCUACCCAGGACCAUGCUGCCUCUGCUAUUGCUGCUUCUGGUGUCCCAGUUUUCGCUUGGAAAGGUGAAACUGAAGAAGAGUAUUUAUGGUGUAUUGAGCAGCAAUUAUUUGCUUUCAAGGACGGCAAAAAAUUGAAUUUGAUUCUAGAUGAUGGUGGUGAUUUGACCUCAUUCGUUCACGACAAAUACCCAGAGAUGUUGAACGAUUGUUUCGGUCUUUCUGAAGAGACCACUACUGGUGUCCAUCACUUGUAUAGAAUGGUCAAAGAGAAUAAAUUGAAGGUUCCUGCUAUCAACGUCAAUGACUCCGUUACAAAAUCUAAGUUCGAUAACUUGUACGGUUGUAGAGAAUCUUUGAUCGAUGGUAUCAAGAGAGCCACCGAUGUCAUGGUUGCUGGUAAAGUUGCAGUCGUUGCAGGUUACGGUGAUGUUGGUAAAGGUUGUGCUGCUGCUUUGAAGGGUUUCGGUGCUCGUGUUAUCGUUACUGAAAUCGAUCCAAUCAAUGCCUUACAAGCCGCUAUGGAGGGUUACCAGGUAGCAACAAUGGAUGAAGCUUGUAGCUCUGGUCAAAUUUUUGUUACCACUACUGGUUGUAGAGAUAUUAUUACAGGUGCUCAUUUCGCUAAAAUGCCAGAAGAUGCUAUCGUCUGUAACAUUGGCCAUUUCGAUAUCGAAAUCGAUGUCGCUUGGUUGAAAGAAAAUGCUAAGGAAUGUGUCAACAUUAAACCACAAGUUGACCGUUAUUUGCUAAACUCUGGCAGACAUGUCAUCCUAUUGGCUAACGGUAGAUUAGUUAACUUGGGUUGUGCUACUGGUCACUCCUCUUUUGUCAUGUCCUGUUCAUUUUCCAACCAAGUUUUGGCACAAAUUGCUUUGUUCAAGGCCGAUGACAAACAAUUCAGAGAGAAAUACGUUGAAUUCGAGAAGACUGGUCCAUUCAGUGUAGGUGUUCAUAUUUUACCAAAGAUCUUAGACGAAGCUGUCGCUAAAUUCCACUUGGGUAACCUGGGUGUUAAAUUGACUACCCUAAGUCAUGUCCAAUCCGAAUACUUGGGUAUUCAAGAACAAGGUCCAUACAAGCCUGACCACUACAGAUAUUAG
Messenger RNA from Zygotorulaspora mrakii, 1350 nucleotides. RefSeq names its product adenosylhomocysteinase (gene SAH1). NCBI's taxonomy places the organism in Eukaryota, Fungi, Ascomycota, Saccharomycetes, Saccharomycetales, Saccharomycetaceae. Gene Ontology annotation, molecular function: adenosylhomocysteinase activity. The record is from RefSeq and is a predicted model, not a curated record. Gene Ontology annotation, biological process: L-methionine cycle. Gene Ontology annotation, cellular component: cytosol. The transcript has a single exon. Bases 1 to 1350 code for a protein of 449 amino acids.